AUGGGCCAAAAUGAAGGCGCGUCUCGAGGAGUCGACCACAUUACGGACGUCACGGCAUUGCCAAAGGACAUGUUGUUCAGAGAAACUGCUUAUAGCGCCAACGAGCUUGGCAUGUUCAACUCUGCUAGAAUGGCUGCAGGCUACAGAGGUGGGUUUUAA
This is a messenger RNA of Protopolystoma xenopodis, 159 nucleotides long. Lineage: Eukaryota; Metazoa; Platyhelminthes; Monogenea; Polystomatidea; Polystomatidae. The record is from the annotation of a GenBank genome assembly.